AUUGGCUGCCGCUGGCCAGAAUAGUAACAGCCAGUUGCCGAGGGAACCCCUUUAACAACAAACAGUUAUUUAGCGUUUUAAGGUUUGCAAAACCCCUUACGGACAUUACCUAGUUUGGAGAGGCAAGUCCUUCCUCCUUUCGGCGGCAACUGCGGGACCAUGUCAGCUACCGAAGUCCCCCUGCCCCAGGGGAAUCCCAUGUGCUGGUUUUGGACAAAUCAAAGAAAAUGAUCCAGAAAGAUUGGAGAAAGAAGGAGCUGAAGAACAGAAAAAGCUGAAUUAGAUGAGGAAGGAAAAGAUAUCAACCCUCAUGUUCCCCAGCACAUCUCUGUGCCAUAGUAUAUAGUAGUAGUCUCUCAGAAGCCGAGAAUGAUGAUCAAAGAUACUUGUGCGUGAAAGAGAUUUAAGUGGAAAAGUCAGUGCACAGAGACAGUCCCACUCUCUCGGCUUGGAAGCCUGGGUCCAGUGGCACGAAAAAUCAUUACACUUGGAGACUUCCUCAGCUGCAUUGGGUGGCCGCAUUGUCCUUUGUGCUCCAACACGCCCUAAACACUCCACCUUGCCUUGCUGCAUCGCCAUCUCAGCCACUGAACCUUCUUGUUGGUUUCUUCCACCUGUUUCGCAGAAACAGUCUUCGCAUGCUGGGUGAGCAAAGCCCUAGUUCUUAGUUCACCAGGGGACAGUGACUCGAUGGCUACCCUCACAAGGUUUGGCCGGCCUGUCGAAGCCAAUGCCUGGGGUGUGGCCACUGCCCCGUGCUAGCAGCUACUGGGAGCCACAAGUGAGAGCUGGGUGUCAGGUAGGGGUCAGAGGAUGGAGAGCUGCCCUAAGAGGGCACGGCAAGCCCUCCAUACCAAGGUGCUACCCCUCCUGAACACCCCUCCAAAGGACUGACCCUGAAGUAUCAGAGACCUCAGCCUGAGAAACAGAAAGGGCACAAUUCAUCCAGAGAGUGGUCCAAGGGGGAUGUAAAGGAGAAUAGAGAGGCUGCAAAAUACCAUAAAGGAGCUUGUGAAGAUUGUGUGGCUCUUAUCCACACCAAAGAUGACUACUUUGAGAGGCCUUUGAAUAUUGGGACCAGAUUCACAGGAAUAAGGAUAGUGCCAGAUGAAUCCAGCGUUGUUGGACUGUAAUGGUAAAAGGGAUAGGUGGAUUGGCUACAACUCAGAGGAACAUAGGAAGUGUGUGGAAGAGUAUGUCAAAGUCAAUGUAGAUAAACCUAUGCUGAAUGCUACAGAAGCUACAGGAAGAAUUGGCUUCAGGAGAGUCAAUGGAACAAGUGAAUUCACCAAAACAUCAAUGGGAAGAGGAAACAAAUUCUCAGGUGGAAAGAAACCAUAAUAGUGAAGAUGAGGACUAAGAUAAGUACAAUGACAUUGAUAUGCCUGAACAGAAUUGUGACUCCAAAAGAUGAAUUACAGGGUCCAUAAUAUCAGGAUUCAAGAAGACAUUGCUAAAUACUAAAUACUUGCAAAAUUUAGAUCCCAAUUCUGCCUACUAUGAUCCAAAAACAGAAGAAAUGAGAGAGAUUCCCUAUGUCAAUGCAGGAAAGAAUCCUGAUGAAGUUAAUUAUGCAGGAAACAAUUUCAUUAGAUACACUGGAGAUACAAUUUCAAUGUCACAAACACAGUUGUUUGCCUGGGAAGCUUAUGACAGGAUCUGAAGUGCAUCUCCAAUUAGAACCAACAAACUGGAGUUGUUAUAUAAGUCAUUCAAAGUCAAGAAAAAUUAUUUCAGAGAACAACAAAGAAAAUAUCCUAGAGAAGCCUGGAGGUAAAGAACACUUGGAUGCAACUCCUUCUGAGUUACUCUUAGCUCAAACAGAAGAAGACUAUGUGGAAUAUUAAAGACAUGGAUCAAUUUUCAGAGGACAAGAGCAAGCUAUUAUCUGCUCUAAGUAUGAGGAGGAUCAAAAGUGCUGUAAUUCCUUGGCCAAAUUUUCCCACUAUAUUGGAGAACCUGGGAAGGAAAUUGCUAAUGCAGAUGAAUAUAUAUUCCUGAUGAUGCCAUGAGAGAAGAACAAAUGAGCAGAUCAAAAACUCUGAUGGAGUUUCACCAAGAGAAACAAAGAAGAAGAAACACAGGAAGAAUAGUCAGACAGAGAGAGUGGAGAAAAGAAGAAACAUGAGGAACUGAAAAGUGCUGAGGAGACCUGCUUCCUCUAUUACAUGGCUAGAUGAGAGGAAGAGGCCUUAUAACAGCAUGUAUGAUGCUUGGGAACUUACAGAAGAGGAAAUGGAGGCAUUUAGGAUGAAAUGCUAGCAGCUAGAUUAUCCCAGGUUUUUUUUCCUUGGACAACAAUGACAUGAUUUGGAGAUUUGGGAUACUUGACUUUUAUACAUCCUUUUUUACUCUCUUGAUAAACAGAAAUGGAAAAAUCCUCAUUUGUUUUUCUUACUGUCUAUUAAAUAAAAUUUUGGAAUUCUUUCAUUAAAAAAGAAACCUUAAAACAAAAACUUAACCAGAUAUUAUCUAGUUUGAACCUCACAAGAACUCUGGGAGGUUGUAGAGGACAGCUUCCUUCCUGAUCCAGUGGCGCUUCCUGGAAAUGGAUAAAUUUGUCAUUCGGAAACCUCUGGUUCACAACAGCCCUCAGAAGAAAGAUUCUGGAGAAAAGGUUUAUAAGCAAGCCACUCUUGAAUCUCUAAAGAGAGUGGUGGUUGUUGAAGACAUAAAAAGAUGGAAAGGUGUGCUGGAGCUUCCAGGGCAGCCCCAGGAAAACUUACUUGAAGCCUUGCGGGAAUUAAAGAAGAAACUACCCUCCAAGGACGUGUUAAAGUCAACCAGGAUAGGUCACACCGUGAACAAGAUGCGCAAACAUUCAGAUGGAGAGGUGGCCAGUCUUGCCAAUGAAGUUUACACUGAAUGGAGAACAUUCAUUGAAAAGCAUUCAGACAAGCCCUCCAUUGUAGUCCGCAGUGACCCCCAAACGGAGGCCCUUAGGAAGAAUGCCCAGAAAUUAUUAUCUGAAGCCAUGGAGUUGGAGAUGGAUCACCCACUGGUUGAAAAUAUUGAGCGUGAAGCUUUUCAUCUCUGCUCCCGUCUCAUUAAUGGACCGUAUCGGCGGACAGUGAGAGCCCUGGUCUUUACAUUAAAGCACCAAGCUGAAAUUCGAGCUCAGGUCAAGAGUGGCUUGCUACCAGUCAACACGCUGGUACAGACUUACAAAAAGUGACCUUCGUAGUCGUCCACACCCCAGGGAGUGGCUGCAGGCCCACCAAGCACUGGCCGCUUUCCUCUUUUCAAAGGCCUCUUUGAAUUUGGGUGGGGGGGAGACCCAGUCGCCAUCAACCUUCUCCCAGUGCCAUUCCAUUCAGAAGGAGGGCACAAAGAACCACAGGGGAUGGGCCCAGGCAUCAUUAUCUGUAACAAGUGGCACUGUCUAAAGACAUCAAUGGCGCACCAGGGUCCUCGGAGCGCCAUAUUUGUGAUCACAAAACUAGGCCAGGAGGGUGAUGGGGCUUAUUGUGGGCUGGCCAAGGAGGCCUCUCAACUCCUUUCUCCUGUCGGGCCAAUAGUGCUUCUCCCUCAUUCCCCCACCCUGCAGGUAACUGAAACUCAAUUACUACCAGUGCUUGGUGACGUCCCCCAGAGUUUAGAUAGCCCUGGUGCCUCUCAGAACUCACCCAUCUGUCUUCCCUUUACUGUCCCCCAGGGGUCAGCCUGUGGGAGUCCACCCACUCCCCCUCUCCCGAUUGCCCUUAUCGGAAUGUCUCAGCUCUCCCUCGAAGACCUUCAGCGUUGGUCUCUGAAGCCCCCAUGCUGGGGCUUCUAAUGAGGAUGUGGCCUUAAGCGGCCAAACCUCACGCUUUAUUUGAAUGCCUGGCUCUUAGAGACGCAUAGAAAAUGCAGGAGGACGUUUCUCUCUAAACAGGUUGGUUGGGAAAAUCCAUUUUAGCAAAUGACGACUGGACUGCAGGAUGCCUUGAGUGAUCAUGUAGAUGCAAUUUGCCUUUUUAACAGUAUAAUAAUAAACCAGGUGGUUUAAAAAUGUCGAAACGUUGACUUUCUCUGAAAAGCAUUUUGGAUUGAAAACGUUCUGCUGUUUCACCUUCAUAUUUGUUCUUCGUUCCUCGAGUGAAGAGCUUUCCCUAGCCCUGGGGCUUGCAGAGAGAAUGUCCAGGCAUCACCCAGAGGCGUGCUGGCCUGUCAUUCUUUUUUUUUUUAGUUUUUAUAACCCCUUUUCUUUUGUCCUAGUAUCAGUUCUAAGACAGAAUUAGGAUAGAAAAGCAACAAGGGCUAAGCAGUCAAGGUGAAGUAGACUUGCCCAGGGUCCCAUAACUAAGAAGUGUCUGAGGCCAGAUUUGAACCCAGGUCCUCUUGUCCCCAGGCCUGGUGAUACCCCACUGUGAUACCUAGCUGCCCCUUGCCAUACAUUCUUGAAUACUAUCAAACUAGGACUCCUGGGAUCAGAGGACACGACUUUCAAAAAAUAGGUGACAUAUGUAUGUCGCCUUGAGGCUGGGGAUACGGUAUGGAUUUGGGGAAUUCCCACGGUGCUGCUUGUGACCAUCCUACAGCUCUUCUGGAAAUGGGCUGGGCUCUCUUGAGUUGCCUUGUCUACAGUAGGUGCUUAAUAAAUGCUUUCCUAAUUA
Molecule: messenger RNA, 4595 nt
Organism: Monodelphis domestica (gray short-tailed opossum)
Lineage: Eukaryota; Metazoa; Chordata; Mammalia; Didelphimorphia; Didelphidae
Gene: TCEANC2
Product: transcription elongation factor A N-terminal and central domain containing 2
Biological process (GO): DNA-templated transcription
Cellular component (GO): nucleus
Source: RefSeq, a predicted model, not a curated record